Messenger RNA from Girardinichthys multiradiatus, 2752 nucleotides. RefSeq names its product Carbohydrate sulfotransferase 1-like. Gene Ontology annotation, molecular function: keratan sulfotransferase activity; N-acetylglucosamine 6-O-sulfotransferase activity. Bases 640 to 1905 code for a protein of 421 amino acids. Gene Ontology annotation, biological process: keratan sulfate proteoglycan metabolic process; N-acetylglucosamine metabolic process. The transcript is spliced from 4 exons. The record is from RefSeq and is a predicted model, not a curated record. NCBI's taxonomy places the organism in Eukaryota, Metazoa, Chordata, Actinopteri, Cyprinodontiformes, Goodeidae.
AUAUGAAAAACAUCACGUCCUCCCAUACUUGCAAACCAGUUAAAUUACAGGUGGUGAUGUGAGGAAGCGCGCUCUCUCUCUAUCUCGUAUCACAGCAGUCAGAGUUAGUCGCUCCUCACUAUGUAGGUUUCUUCAUCUCUGGUUGGCAUGCAUCUCCGGGGCGUAAUAAGGCGAACCUCUGCCAUGAAAGCGUAAUGCAGAAGGAGGUAAACUCGCAUCUAAUCUGAUGUCUCAGCUCCUGAAAUUUGUUCGGGCUCUGGACGGAGGGGUUACACACGAUUCCUUUCCCAGCCGCUCUCCAUCCGUAGCGCGUCUCCGGCUCUGAACGCACUUCGGCUCCGGACGCCCGUGGCCACUGACACACUCACACGCACAUUCUCUCUCAUUCACACAGCUUUGCAAAUGCAGCGUCCGGGACUGGGCUGGCCGGAGAAAUACACCAUCUGACUGAAAGCGGUGAUGAGUAAACGUCUUUCGGUUGGCGCUGUUUGUGAUUAAUGGAACAUCAAAAGCUCAGUGUGAUACAUUCCCGAGGAUACAAAUCUGCCAGGGACACAUAAACAUCAUUAAUGAAGAAGAAGCAGAUUGAAGAGAGAAGGAACGAGGCAUGAAGGAUGUAGGGCUGGAGGUGGGGGCAGGAUGGAGUGCUCCUGGAAGACAGUGUUGCUGCUGGUGUGUGCAUCUCUCGGGGUCCAGUACACAGCUAUCCAAACCCUGAGGGACUCACUGCCUGGGCCCUGUCAGAGAGCCUACCACUGCAGGAGCAGAUACCACAGAGAUUCCAGAUGGGCCGCCUUGUGCGAUGACAACUGGAUGCCCAUCGAGUUGCCUCAGAAGCAUAUACUGCUUUUUGCAACCACGCGCAGUGGCUCCUCUUUCACCGGACAGCUCCUCAACCAGCAUCCCGGGAUCUUCUAUGUGUUUGAGCCCCUCUACCACGUCCAGCAGGCCUUCACCAACUCCAGCAGCAGGCUACGUCGAACUUUAGACCGUCGGGCCUUGCUGGGAGCAUAUAGGGACCUCCUCUUAAACCUGUACACUUGCGACCUUCACUUCAUGGAGAAUUAUAUCCGCCCUGAGCCUCAGGACCAUAUCACAAGUUCUUUUUUCCGACGGAGCUCAAGCCGUGCCCUCUGUUCUCCUCCAGUUUGUUUGGAAGGGGUGGUUGCUGCAAUAUCUGAUUCGCCUGAUGAAAUUUGGUGUCCUAAGAAGUGUGGGGCUCUGAACCUCACUUUAGCCUCUACGUCAUGUAUGUCAAGAGGACAUAUAGCCAUAAAAACUGUGCGGAUUCCUGAGGUUGGAGACCUACGGACUCUGACGGAAGAUCCGCGUCUGGACCUGAAGAUCAUCCAUCUGGUGAGAGAUCCCAGAGCCAUCCUCGCUUCACGCAUCAUGGCAUUCUCUGACCAGUUUCGUGCUUGGAAAAUAUGGAACGCUACUGGACGCCAGCCUCGAUACGUGGAUCUCUCACAGAUUACCAGCACCUGUAAGGACAUGGCUGCCUCUGCAAAAACAGGCUUGCAGAGACCACCGUGGCUUCGAGGACGCUACAUGUUGGUGCGGUACGAGGACUUGGCUCUUAACCCGAAUGCCAGGGCGACUGAGAUAUACAGGUUUGUGGGGAUAGAGAUGGAAGACAGGGUGAGGAUGUGGAUUGUGAAAAACACCAACAGCAAUGUGUCAGCCCCUUCUGAGUGGAAUUAUAAAUACUCCACCACGAGAGACUCCAGAGCUACAGUAGAAAGCUGGAGACUUCGUCUCAGCUUUGACAUUGUGAGAACGAUUCAGAAUCUUUGCAGUGACACGUUGGCUCUGCUUGGAUACAAACAGGUUCAUUCUGCUGCCGAACUCAGAAAUUUGUCACAAAGUUUAGUGGAGCACAGAACAUUUCAGCCUGUCACAUGAUGAUGCAAGUAAUCUGCUUAUUUAUAAAUGUAUCUAUGCUGAGAUUUGUCUGUCAAGAUCCUGAUAAAAUGAAUGUAACUUAUUUAAUUCUGACUGAUGCCUGAAGUACUUUGCUAUUGUUGGUGGGUUUUUGUUAAAUAUGUCAAAAGUGCCAAUUUCUUUUUUUUUUUACAUGCGGGAUAUUGGGAAACAGAAUGUUGCAAUAUUGAUUGAACUAUUUAUGCUGUUUACCCAUACCUAUAUUACUUAGAUACUGGCCCGGGGUCUCAAACAAGGCUAAACUGUGCCAUGUUGUUUUUGGUUAGUCAGUUUUUAAAAGUCACAGCCUAUUUUCAUGUGCACAACUUGUGUGACUAUAUUUAGGCCAUGCUAGAAAUUUUGUUGGUCUAAAAAGCUGGGCUGUUCUUCUUCUACAGUUAAACCCGAAAAUAUUCAUAUCUUUAUCAGAUUAAGAUUUAAGGUAAUCUUAAUUUCACCAAUAUGUUUUUUCUGAUUUACAGUAACACUGACAUUUUGUCCCACUGUGAAUCUGAUAGAUAAUCUGUGGGUGGAGCUAAAGGCUAAUGCAAUGAUUUUCCAGUGGCAAUGAUUUUGAGCUCAUUUGAACAGAUGAAUGGAAAUUUCUCAGUAAUUAUGUAAAGCAUUUUACUGCUAUAUUGCCAAAAAAUCUUUCCCAUUGAUUAUUUAGAAGGGAACAAAAUUUAGCCAUGCGAGUUUUUGUUAAAAUGUAAAUAAAAACCUAUAAUCUUUUUUCAUCCCAUGAAAGGGGACUUAUCAUGCUUUUAAAUCCUUCCUUUUCCUAUUUAAACCAUUCAGAUGUGGUCUGUAUAAAGUGGAACUGCAAUGC